Messenger RNA from Paramuricea clavata, 1111 nucleotides. The record is from the annotation of a GenBank genome assembly. Lineage: Eukaryota; Metazoa; Cnidaria; Anthozoa; Malacalcyonacea; Plexauridae.
AUGCCUAAUAGCCUGCAAACAGGCUUGCUAUUUACGAGUAUCUAUUUCAAUGUAACUAUAAAUGUCAUAUAUCUCACGGUUAUUGAUGACGAAGAGAACGAGGCAAUGGAAGUGGUAAGUUUAUUUCUGAAAUUAAGUUGGUUUCCUUAGUUCAACAUUACACUCACAUUAGUUCGACAUUAGACUCGCGAAAAAUUAAGUUAAAAACCAGUCAAACGCAACACUGUGUCACUUGUUAAAUUUGUUUUACGGAAUAAUAUUGUCAUUUAACAUUCUCUCUGAUCAAACGUAUUAAUGUUUUCAAUAGAACCAAGUGGGCAGACCUUCCGUCCAUGUGACAAAAGAAAUGAUAACUGAACUUCUUGCUCUCAAACUUUCAUAUGCACAAAUUGCAAAGGUUCUUGGUAUAUGCAGGACCUCUUUGUACAAGAAGAUGAAUGAAUAUAGGAUUGACUACAAAGAGAAAUACUCAAUAAUAUCAGAUAAUGAACUUGAUAACACUAUUAAACAGAUUUAUCAAGAUCAGCACAAAAUGGGUGAGGUUAUGUUAAUGGGCCAUCUGAGAUCAAAAGGGAUUGAUGUUCAACGGAAACGUUUGCGAGAAGCAAUUCACAGAGUUGACCCUGUAGGUGUUGAAGAGAGGAAAGCAAAUGGUAUAAAGAGAAGAGUUUACGAGGUUCCACAUCCAAACUUUAUUUGGCAUAUUGAUGGCAAUCAUAAACUAAUCCGUUACAGACUAGUAAUUCAUUGUGCAAUUGAUGGGUAUUCCAGGCUCAUUACAUUUCUCCAGUGUUCAGAUAAUAACAGAUCUCAGACUGUUGUAGAACUGUUCAAUGAAGCAACAAAUGAGUUUGGUAUGCCCAAGCAUGUGCGAACAGAUCAUGGAGGAGAGCACGUUGGCAUCUGGACAACAAUGUACAAUGUCUAUGGAGACGAGAAUAAUCCUGUGUUCACAGGUAGGUCAGUCCACAAUCAGCGAGCAGAGAGAAAUAAUAGAGACUUAAAUGUAUCCAUUACGUCACCAUUUAAGAAAGUGUUUGAAGAAUUAGAACUGGAGGGUCACCUCAAUGUGGACAACGAAACAGAUAUCUUUUGCUUGCAUUAUGUAUAA